AUGGAUAAUCAUAAAGCCAAAGUAUCCUAUAAAACAUUGAAAUCUAAUUUGGUCAAUUUACCAUCUAAUUUAACCAAUUUAUUAUUCACUGCCAACAUUCAAGUUCAAGAUGUCAUAAUAGAAAUCGUCACCACCACCACCACCACUUCAAAUAAGAGUCUCAUCAAACGUUAUGCUGGUUGGUCAGGAAUGUCAUCAUCUGAUAUUUCUAAUUUAGAAAUAGAUCCUAUAUUUGCUCAAUCAUUAAAUCUUAUUGAUAAAACCCCAAUCACGGUGAAUUUAAAACUUGGGAAUUAUGAAUCAACUAAUAUUAAUUUAGAACCAUUAACAAGUUCUGAUUGGGAAUUGGUAGAAUUACAUGCUCAAUCUAUUGAAGAUAAAUUAUUAAGUCAAACCAGAUGUGUUGCAUUAAAUCAAGUUUUAGUGGUAUACCCAAGUAUUAGUACCAGUGCCAAAUUAUUAGUGACUGAUUUGGGUAGUACGGAUCAUACGUUUGCGAAAAUAUCAGCAUAUUGUGAAAUAGCCAUUGCUCCCAAAGUGAGAGAAGAAAAGCAACAUAAGGAUAAAACUGGAAGUUCCAAUAAGAGUAUUGCUAGUUCUAAAAGUACGAAAAAAACCCCAACUUCAUCACUGGAAGAUUAUUCUGAUUUACCCCUGGUUUUAAAAAGAGGAAUUUCAUUACCACAUAAGUUAUAUGAUGGUAAUGAGACAGUGAAUAUUGCAGGUUACUUUGUGUAUGUAGAUAUUAAAGACGAAUUACCUCAAGGAUUCAGUAGUGAAUAUGUGGCAGUAUCAGUGAUUCCUGGUCCAAAUGAUAAAACAUCAACAAAAACAUUACCAAUUACAGAAGAUGAUGACAAUGACAAAAACAAAAACUUGAAAGAGAAUAAAAGAAUUAUUGCCAAAUUGGUGGACUAUAAAUUUGGUCCUUCAGGUAAUAUUGGAUUAUCUCAUAAUUUAUCAAUAGCAUUAAAUAUUGAAAAUCAAAUAGGGAACAUUAUUAGUUUGAAACCAGCUAUUAAAAAUUUACCUAAACGUCCAACAACUUUUACUAUUCAUCCUUAUAUUAUACAUUCAAAGAAAAAAGAAAUCACUAUUAGUAACAAUAAAAAAGAAAAUAAAUUGGCACAACAAUUGACAGAAAUCAUGUAUCCAGAUAUUGCAUCAUUACCAAUCACCAAUUUUAUGAAAAUCCCUAUUAUUGCCAAUAUUUUACCAUAUGGAGGGUUAUUGAAAUUCCGGAAAAAUGAUGAAUAUAAUGCUUGGAUCAAACCAUAUAAUUUAGAUACGAAAAAACCCAUAAAAUUCGAAAUAGGUGAUGAAAUUUUACGUCCUAGUUCAUUUAUACAACAAGAACAAAAGAUUAACAAUCAUAACAAUGGUACAGAAUAUGAAUACGGAGAAAAAGAAGGAAAAGAAGAAGAAGAAGAAGAAGACGAAGAAUUGGAAGCAAUUGGAUUAGAUGAUACUGUUGAAGAAAUUGUUGAUUCAUUUAUUACAUCAGAAAAUACUGGGACUUUAAUAUAUGGGAAUUCUGGUAGUGGGAAAACAUUAUUAUUAAAAUUAGUGGCACGACAAUUAAAUCAACAAUAUGGAUAUUUUACUAAAUAUAUAUCUUGUGAUACCAUUAUGAAUGAAAAUUUCCAAAAUUUAUCGAAAAAUCAUUUUUUCAAAUGGAUUCAAGUUUGUUCAUGGAAUAAACCAUCGAUUUUAAUUUUAGAUAAUAUUGAUAAAUUAAUGAAUAUAGAAAUGGAAAAUAUGGAUAAUACUAAAUCUAAUCAAUUGACAGAAUUUUUCAUUGCUAAUUUAACCAAAAUUCAUCAUCAAUUAAAUUCUAAUUUAUCAAUUUUAUUAUCAGCUAAUUCUAAAGAUAAUAUUAAUAAAUUAUUAUUAGGAUCUCAUUUAAUUGAAAAUUUCCAUCAUUUAACCCCACCAGAUAAAUCAUUACGAUUUGAAAUUUUAGAAAAAUAUUUAAUUAAUAAAUUAGGAUUAAUCAUUAAAGUUGAUUUAAUGGAUUUAGUUAGUGAAACUGACGGUUAUUUACCUAAUGAUUUAAAAAUUUUAAGUGAUAGAAUUUAUCAUGAAGUGUUAUUUAACAGUAAUAAUACUAACUUGCAAGAAGUUACUGAGGAACAUAUUACCAAAGCUUUAACUGGUUAUACACCAUCUAAUUUACGAGGAGUUAAAUUACAAAAAUCAUCGAUUAAUUGGUCAGAUAUUGGAGGAUUAAAAGAAGCGAAAAAUAUAUUAUUAGAAACUUUAGAAUGGCCCACUAAAUAUGCACCGAUUUUUGCUAAUUGUCCAUUAAGAUUAAGAUCAGGGAUUUUACUUUAUGGAUAUCCUGGAUGUGGUAAAACAUUAUUGGCUAGUGCUAUAGCAGGUCAAUGUGGAUUAAAUUUUAUUUCUAUUAAAGGACCAGAAAUUUUAAAUAAAUAUAUUGGUGCUUCAGAACAAAGUGUUCGAGAACUUUUUGAAAGAGCUCAAGCAGCUAAACCAUGUAUUUUAUUUUUCGAUGAAUUUGAUUCAAUUGCUCCUAAAAGAGGUCAUGAUUCUACUGGAGUAACUGAUCGUGUUGUUAAUCAAAUGUUGACACAAAUGGAUGGAGCUGAAGGAUUAGAUGGAGUUUAUGUAUUAGCAGCAACUUCUCGACCAGAUUUAAUUGAUUCAGCAUUAUUAAGACCAGGUCGAUUAGAUAAAAGUGUUAUAUGUGAUAUGCCCAAUUAUGAAGAUCGAUUAGAUAUUUUAAAAAGUAUUACUUUAAAAAUGGAUUUGAGUGAAGAUGUGAAUUUACAUGAAAUUGCUGAGAAAACUAUUGGAUUUAGUGGAGCUGAUAUGCAAGGAUUAGGAUAUAAUGCUUAUUUAAAAGCUGUUCAUGUUACAUUAGAAGAAUUAUCUCAAAGGGAACAAGAUGAAGCCAAUAAUGACGAUGGUAAUAAUAUUGAAAAAAAAGAAAAUUCCAUUGAAUUUUUCCAAGUUGGAAAUUCAGAAAAGAAAUUAAAUACUAAUGAAAAAAUCCAAUUAUUACAUCAAAUUCAACAAUUUAUGACUAAGAAAGAUAAUUCAGAUCCUAAAUUGAAGACAGGACAAGAUGAAGUUAUAAAUAAAUCAAAAGUUUUAAUUACUCAUGAAAAUUUUUUGGCAUCAUUAAAAGAAACUAAACCAUCAAUAUCCCAUUCAGAAAAAAUCAAAUUAACAAAAAUUUAUAAAGAAUUUGUUAAUGAUCGAGAUGGUAAUAUGCCUAAUGGUACUCCAAGUAACGAAAUUGGAGGUAGAACUACAUUAAUGUAA
Messenger RNA from Candida dubliniensis CD36, 3288 nucleotides. It is a transcript of the gene PEX1, whose product is annotated as AAA family ATPase peroxin 1. The transcript has a single exon. Bases 1 to 3288 code for a protein of 1095 amino acids. The record is from RefSeq and is a predicted model, not a curated record. Gene Ontology annotation, molecular function: ATP binding; ATP hydrolysis activity. NCBI's taxonomy places the organism in Eukaryota, Fungi, Ascomycota, Pichiomycetes, Serinales, Debaryomycetaceae. Gene Ontology annotation, cellular component: peroxisome; peroxisomal membrane; cytosol. Gene Ontology annotation, biological process: protein import into peroxisome matrix.